Saccharomyces kudriavzevii IFO 1802 is the source of this 1155-nucleotide messenger RNA. RefSeq names its product Ysc83p (gene YSC83). The coding region runs from base 1 to 1155 and encodes 384 amino acids. NCBI's taxonomy places the organism in Eukaryota, Fungi, Ascomycota, Saccharomycetes, Saccharomycetales, Saccharomycetaceae. The transcript has a single exon. The record is from RefSeq and is a predicted model, not a curated record.
AUGUGGUCUGGCAGUAAGGACAUAGUGGAUCAAUUAUUUGAUACCGGCUAUUGGGUGAUUUCGAAAAGUGCUGCUUUGGGCGAUGAGAUCAAGAGUCAUAUUGAAAAAUCAAUUGAAUCCAUUACUGAAAAGAUUUCCAACAAAAAGGCUCCCCCAAUACAAAAAAGCAAUAUCAACAAGCAUGAAGUAUACAAAAGACUGAGAAUCGGCUUUCAGGAUCAUUGGAAGCUUGGACUUGGAAUUUCUGCCACUUCCCUCUGCAUCUACCUCGGAUAUCAGACCUGUUUUAAACUGCCACCCCAUUUGCCUGAGGCAGAAUCCAAAGCCGUUUUAAUAUUCGGUGAUAUGAAUGAUCCUGUAAUAAGGAAUCAAGUGAUGGAUUUAUAUCGUAGACGGUUUACGGUAUACAUUUGUACAGAAAAUGCGGACGUUUAUAAGAAGCACGAGGAAGACCAGGAUUUCGUAUAUUACAUUGAUCCUACUUGUGAAAAGGACUUUGAGGCGCUUUUAUUUGAAGUGCCAAGAUUGAUAUCAAUACUUUUCAUGCCAAGGUUAUCCUACCAUCCAUCUGGGUUAAUCUCAUGUGACUCAUUAGAGUCUGAAAUCCAUUCAAGUAUUUUCGUGUAUUAUCAAGCAUUGUUGAGCGUUAUACCUCAUUUAAAGGGAAAGACCCAACUGAUCUUAUUCAAUCCGUCGUUGACAUCGGAGCUAAACUUAGUUCAUCAUAGUACUGAAAUUAUAACAUCCGGAAUAAUCAACUCAUUAUUCAAAGUUUUCAAGAGAUAUCGGAAUUUAAACGUUUUCAUGAUCAAGCUAGGUAUUCUACAAAUUGGGUCCCAGCCAUCGAACUAUAAAUUCCUGAAGAUGCCAGGUUCAGAUAUUCACGAGGCUCUACAUUAUCCCGUUUACAAAAUGAUAAUGUGUGCAAAUGGAUAUAAAUUAAGACAAAUGUUGAGUUCGCUAACGACUUUGAAUGGUUGGAACAAUAUCUAUCAUUGCGGCCGAUUUAGUUACUUAGUCUCAUGGCCGUUUGCCUCACUUAUCAUUAAUCAUCAUACUUGCUUUUCGUUCGAACAUUUCAGAAAAAGGUUAGUAAAAGCUUACAAUAGUAUAAUUUCGAUUCUUCCAACAUCAUCUUCGAAAACGUCUAAAUAG